This is a messenger RNA of Ananas comosus (pineapple), 2728 nucleotides long. Its product is annotated as protein TOO MANY MOUTHS. Gene Ontology annotation, cellular component: plasma membrane. The record is from RefSeq and is a predicted model, not a curated record. Gene Ontology annotation, molecular function: protein binding. The transcript has a single exon. Lineage: Eukaryota; Viridiplantae; Streptophyta; Magnoliopsida; Poales; Bromeliaceae. Bases 681 to 2138 code for a protein of 485 amino acids.
UCCAAUUCUCGUGAACGAAUUAAAUGCGCUCAAAUCCACACUUCAUUUAUUCUCACUCUCCGCAUCCCCGUGACUCCUUUAAGCCUCCCCAUUAUGCUCUACCUUAGUAAUUGCUAUGGGUACCCCAGAGUCUCCACCAAUUCAAAUUUUUUUAAAAACAGUGGUUGAAAUGUGUUGAUUUGAGAGUGAAUUUCAAACAAAGGGUGUUGUUGUAUGGAAGCGUACAUUUACAUUCGUAUCAGUUAGCUGUCCUAAUUAUUUCUGUUCCGCCAGAUAUAUUGCAGUUUGAAUUUUUCUAUCUAAAAUGUAUAAGAUUUUGUAUCAAAAUGAAUUUAUUGUAAACACAAUGAUCUUACGAUACGUAAAGCAUCACAAAUAAAACCGCUACGUAAUAAUCGCAACGGUCAGAUCUUCUGCUAAACGUGAAAUUUGAACGUGCGUGAAAAUUCAUUAUAUCAAAAUCUCUUCUUCUUUUUUUUUUUAGUUUGAAAGUUGUGCCCUAAGUUUUACUCUCAAAUUUGAAUUGGUGACACUAUGGGGUAACACUUUAAUUUAAAGGCCCCACUAACCACUUCUCUCUCUCUCUCUCCUCCCUUUCCCUCCAACCCAACACUAUAAAUUCCUUCCCGACCGUUGCUUCCCUCCAUUCCCAACUGUAGCAAACCCCCCUAACAGAAACCAUGCCAACCCUACUCUUCUCCCUCCCCCUCCUAAACCUGUUAUUAUUACUACUGCUUAGUCUUAGUCCAAUUCCCGUAUGCCGGUCCGAAUUCACCGUCGUCCUCCCCGACUCCUCCGCGCUCGUGGACGGCCCCCAGACGGGCCGCUCCGACCGCGCCCGCACUGACCCCGACGAGCAGCGCGCCGUGUACGCCGUCAUGGCGGCCACGGGCAACGCGUGGGCGGCGUCGAUCCGCGACGUGUGCCGCGGGCGGUGGCACGGCAUCGAGUGCAUGCCCGACAGGGACGGCGUCUUCCACAUCGUCUCCCUGUCCUUCGGGGCGCUGUCCGACGACACCGCGUUCCCAACCUGCGACCCCGCGCGCUCCACCCUCCCCGCCGCGGUCCUCGCCCUGCCGCACCUCCGCUCCCUCUUCUUCUACCGUUGCUUCGCGGGGAAUCCGCAGCCGAUACCGGCCGUGCUCCGCGAGAACGGCCACGUGGGCCCCAUCCCCGCCGAGCUCGGCAACCUCACCGCGCUCCGCGUCCUCGACCUCCACGGCAACAACCUCACCGCGCCCAUCCCCUCGUCUCUCCAACGCCUCGCGCGGCUCCGCCUCCUCGACCUGAGCUCGAACACCUUGCGGGGGCGCAUCCCCCAGCUCAAGCUCCCCGGUUUGAACGUGCUCGACCUCAGCCGCAACGCGCUCCGCGGCCCGAUCCCGGGGAGCCUCGGCCGAUUCGGCUCGCUCCUCAAGCUCGACCUGAGCCGGAACCGGCUCACCGAGCGAAUCCCCGACUCGCUCGGCGACCUCGGAGCCCUGAUCCUCGUCGACCUCAGCCACAACUCGCUCGCGGGACCGCUCCCGACCGCUCUGGGGCGCCUCGGAUCGCUCCGAGCGCUGAUCCUCAGCAACAACUCGAUGGCGUCGACGACGAUCCCCGGAGACCUCUUCUCCGGGCUGAGAAACCUGAUCGAUCUGAUCCUCUCCGACAUGGAUCUCGAGGGGUCGAUACCGGAGUCGAUCGGCGACCUCCCGAGCCUCCGAGUGCUGCACCUGAACGGGAACAAGUUGGAGGGAUCGAUACCUCGGAGCUUCCGGAGGUUGGAGCGGCUGAGCGAGUUGCGGAUCGAGGGGAACCGAUUGAGCGGGGCGAUCCCGUUCGCGAGGGAGACGAUGUGGAGGAUGGGGAGGAAGAUGAGGGUGGAGGGCAAUGCGGGGCUCUGCUACGACGCCAAAAAUGGGAGCUUUGAGGGGAUCGCGGCGGUGUCGGCGAUGAAUUACUGCGAAGGUGAGGGGUCGGAGAGCAAAAUGGACGCCGCUGGGGAGAGCGCGAAGCGUGUUGCGCCGAGGAAGGGCGAUCACCCACCGUCCGUUUCGAUCUCCUCGGCGCGUGAUCAUCGUCGGCGGGGUUUUCAUCGGACGGUUGGAGUGGUCGCUGGGUUUUUGUUCUCUAUUUGUUUUUUCUCCUUAUAAUCGUAUGCAGUAGUAACAAAGUAUAGAGGGCCCCUGCCCCGGGGUGAUUGAUUACUUUUGAAUUGUAAGAUGUUUUUUUUUUUUUUCUAAAUUUUUUUUUUAAGAGUCGAUAAUUACUCAGUUUGAUGAUAGCUUAGGUUUGAUCUACUUGUAUGUGAGAAAUAUUUUAUCCACUCGCUUUUACUUGUAAUAUUUUAUGACGGAUAAGUUUUUUAUUUUCGGCCGAGUUCCAUGGAUUUGAACUCUUUUUGAGUACAUGUUUUACCGCAGCAGAGUCAACAUGAUUUACAAAUAAGAAUGCCUUUAAUAUCAUACUAACUGCACGGAAUAAUCAUUCCCACCAUGAUAUCAGAAUUUCAAGGUUAAAAUCCUUCAUGCUCAAUCGCUUGAAAUGCUCUCCGAAUUCUGCUUCGGAUCAAGAUUAGCGUACCUUAUGUGCAAGGCCAAGAGGAAACAAAAGAUAAAACAGCUCGCCAGAUCUGAUUAAUGUAUAUAUCGAUCAUCUUAACAGUAACACAAACCAAAAAAAAAAAAAGAAAAGAAAACCAAAAGAAGUUCAAAGUUCGCUCGAGACGAGGGUUGCAUACUGA